This is a messenger RNA of Dalotia coriaria, 659 nucleotides long. RefSeq lists its product as uncharacterized. The coding region runs from base 26 to 634 and encodes 202 amino acids. The record is from RefSeq and is a predicted model, not a curated record. The transcript is spliced from 3 exons. NCBI's taxonomy places the organism in Eukaryota, Metazoa, Arthropoda, Insecta, Coleoptera, Staphylinidae.
CUUUAACCUAAAAUAAUUUUCAGACAUGCAUGAAAUGGAUGUUGUUGAAUCGGAGAUUUUAUCACUCCUUAGAGAUUUUUGCAAAAUAGUACCCCUGCAUAUAGAUAAAUGGAGAGAUGUGCUAGAUCAUCUUCUAAACAAAGUAAAAGGAGUUGUCAACAUGUCAGAACAAUUGCAAUAUGUCUCAGAAGCUAAUAUAGAGCACAUGCCCAAUUUCAAACUUGCUCAAAAAGGAUUGAGAUUCAAUAUCCUAACUAGUAUUGAAGAGGAUAUGAAAUUUGUAAGAGAUUCUAUAGACAAACUUAGUAGAUUCAACACUCAAAUUAAGGAUAAAUUGAUAAAACUGGAAACUGCCUCAUUACAACUUGACUGGGAAAAAGGAGAUUGUACUUUAUUACAAGGGACACCGGUAAUCCCACCCUUAGGAAGACUUCUUCAAGAUGCAUUGCAAUUUUAUACAUUUUUUGAAAGUGCAUACAAAAAUAUGCAGAAUUCGACAAAAAGAAUGAGUUACUUACAUCUAGACAAUAUGAAGCACUGGGAAAGUACGUUUAUGAUCGAGUUAGAGAGUAACCAGUGUGUUAAUGGUUUACUCGCAUUAACACAAUAUGUUGAUAAUGAUGUACUAACAUAGCUUAAGAUAAAAUGACUUGUUCACA